Dicentrarchus labrax (European seabass) is the source of this 3937-nucleotide messenger RNA. RefSeq names its product VPS26, retromer complex component A (gene vps26a). Gene Ontology annotation, biological process: retrograde transport, endosome to Golgi; intracellular protein transport. The transcript is spliced from 9 exons. Gene Ontology annotation, cellular component: endosome; retromer complex. The coding region runs from base 118 to 1104 and encodes 328 amino acids. The record is from RefSeq and is a predicted model, not a curated record. NCBI's taxonomy places the organism in Eukaryota, Metazoa, Chordata, Actinopteri, Moronidae.
ACACACACACAUGACCCGGGUCACAUGACGCCGAGCCUUGAUACUACCUCCUGGUUCAGACGGACUGGCUACACGGAGCGAGGCUAGCUGUUAGCUUCUACUGUCUAGACGGCCGAGAUGAGUUUCCUUGGCGGUUUGUUUGGGCCGGUCUGUGAGAUAGAUGUACUGCUGAACGAUGCAGAGAACAGAAAGACGGCCGAGUUGAAGACGGAAGAUGGGAAAGUGGAGAAACACUACCUGUUCUACGAUGGGGAGUCUGUGUCUGGGAAGGUGAAUCUAAAUGUGAAGCAGGGAGGAAAGCGACUGGAGCAUCAGGGCAUCCGCAUCGAGUUUGUUGGACAGAUAGAGCUCUUCUCUGACAAGAGCAACACCCAUGAGUUUGUGGACUUGGUGAAAGAGUUGGCUCUGCCUGGAGAACUCACCCAGAACAGGAGCUACGACUUUGAGUUCAUGCAGGUGGAGAAGCCCUAUGAGUCCUAUACUGGAGCGAAUGUCAGGCUAAGGUAUUUCCUCAGGGUGACAAUAGUUCGUCGUCUGUCUGACUUGGUGAAGGAAUACGAGCUGAUUGUCCACCAGUUAGCCACCUACCCAGAUGUCAACAACUCAAUCAAGAUGGAGGUCGGCAUAGAAGACUGUCUGCAUAUUGAGUUUGAGUACAAUAAAUCCAAAUACCACCUUAAGGAUGUGAUUGUUGGGAAGAUCUACUUCCUGCUGGUCAGGAUCAAGAUCCAACACAUGGAGCUACAGCUCAUCAAGAAGGAGAUAACGGGCAUAGGUCCCAGCACUACCACAGAGACAGAGACGGUUGCAAAGUAUGAGAUCAUGGAUGGAGCUCCAGUUAAAGGAGAAUCAAUCCCCAUCAGACUGUUCCUGGCAGGAUAUGACUUGACACCAACCAUGAGGGAUGUCAACAAGAAGUUCUCUGUACGCUACUUCCUCAAUCUGGUCCUGGUCGAUGAAGAGGACAGAAGAUACUUUAAACAACAGGAGAUUGUUUUGUGGAGAAAAGCUCCAGAGAAGCUGAGGAAAAGAAACUUCCAUCAGCGCUACGAGUCGCCCGAGCCCCGAACCCAGCCAGUUAAUGCAGAACAGCCAGAGAUGUAACGGGCGCUGCUAUGAACUGAAAAUACACACAGACACACCCCAACUCUUCACUGCUGAACAGCCAGAGGUGUGAGCGCUGCCCCACUAUCUCCUGAGACUGAGAAAUGUCUGUAUACAUAAAUACACACAACAUACCUUUAGACACCCCACCCUCGCCCCACCUUCACAGCUUCAGGUGUGAGUGGUCUCACCACCAUCACACAACCUCCCCCAGGACUGAAACACGCUCGCAUACAGAUGCACAAGCAUACAAUCCAAGAAGGCCGAAUGCUAAAUGUCAAAUCAAACCAACCCAAGUAAGGAACAGUGAGACAGCCUAUUUUGAUCUCUGCGUCUCAGACUGAAAACACACUCACACACACACACCGCACACACACACACACACACACAAGUGAAGCCAUACAGUCUCGGUUUGCUUAAUGCAUUAUAAUACAGGAGCACAGAUGGAAAAGAGGAGAUGGCUACAGACAACCGCCACACAAUUUAUCCCAUUCUUCUGCAACAGGAGCUUCUUUUAUUUGCAUAUUUGGACCGCGCUUAUCCUGGACUUUCCGUGGCAUCCUCCCUCCCACACACCCUUUUUUAAAAUGACGCUCUCCAGAGUCUAGCCAGUGAUGUGAAAGUAUUCAAGAUGCGGGGAUCGGCCUGAACGGAGGACGUGAGAGGCUAAGCUCUGAGUCAACACACAGUCUCUGUGUUUAUUCACAAUACCCGAGUUUAAGCUACCGUGAUGCUCUUGUUCAUCUGUCUAGCACUUCUGAUGCAACAGUCGUCCACAGACGGCUUUUUCCAUGCAAAUGUCUGCUUAAUUAGGACAUUAAGAGUUUAAUGCAACAAAUGUCCAUCUCAACAUAAAUGCUUCCUAUUUUUUAUCUUCUAAUGUGGCUGUUUUGUAAAAUGAAAACAUAUUCCUCUCAGACAUACAUAUUCCAUGUUUCCAGUCUCAUUUCAUACAAACUGUUUUUGAUUUAAGGUGGACAUUAUCAUUUCAGUGUCAUGUAUUUCAAACAAUCUUUUUCAAACUGCAACUAAUGAAUAUUUUCAUUAUCGGUUAAACUGCAGAUUCUCAGUUAAUUAAUUAAUUGUUUAGUCUAUUAUAGAGAGUUCCUUGAAAUAAUGACUGAAAACAAUGAAUCGAUCAUCCAAAUAUUUGCCAGUACGUCUUCUAAACGAUUGAUUAAUCAGUUAAUCGGCUAAUGGUUGCAGCUCUUAAAGCAUCAUACAUUCAAAUGCUCUGCUUGUUAAAGAUUCUCAAGCUCAAUACAACAUUUCAGUCUCUUGUUAAGAUGAAUAUUUGAUGCAGUUUUCACUGAUGGGCUUUGUCGGGUUACUACAGGAUUGCCUCUAAAUGUAUCUAAAGAUUCCUUCUUGUGUUUUUCUAAAGUCAAGAUGUUUCUCUGGCACGGGACACUUUGUUUGAUCUCUAAAGUGCCAUUUAUUUAUGACUAAUCUUUAAGAAUAGAAACCUUUUUUGUUGUUUGUCUUCCAGAGCUAUUUAAUGGUCGGUUCACCGUAAUUACAAAAAGAAGAGAAGAGUUAAAUUUCAGCGCUUUGAGCACCGCAAAUGGAUUUCCAUUCACCUCCACUUUACUGGAGUGGAGGACGAAAUUCCAGAGAGAUAUCUCCAAACUUGGAUGCUAUAAAUCUGUAUGGCUAAAUGGGAAAUAUGUUCAUUUGUAAUUUGGUUGAACUGAACCUUUAAAUUCCUGCGCCAGGGUCGGUGUCUGCUGACUCUGACUUCAGUUGAUGUAAGAAAUUCUUCAAUUUCUAAAAUUCAAAGCUUAAAAAAAAAGGUGGAAAGUUAAGGAAGUUGUCCGGCUACUUAUACCUGAGAGUGAACGUUCUGUCAAUCACUACACUAGCGGUUUCUGUUUACAUGUUAAAUGAUUCAAUAGAGAAAAAAAUGAAAUAACCAGCAGGCUGUAGUUUCACAGUUCUUGUCAGUUUUACUUUCCUUUCAUAGGGUGCUGCGUUUUUUUUGAGCCGGUCGGUUUGGUAUGAGUAGAAUACUAAUGUUAUUAAAUGGCUCAUGUCUGCUAUUGUAAGCACUGGAAGGGAUGCAGUAUCAAUACACUGUAAAAUCCAACAAUGUUCCACUGUGAUGCUCAGACCGGCAGUUUAGGUCCCGCUUUAAAGACACACGCACAGACAGUUUGGUGAUGUUGCUGGCCUUGUGUGUAGGUUGAAUUUGCCCUUAAGCUCUGAUCUGUGGCCAGUUUUGCACUUUCCCCUCCAAUGCUUAACUUUUUUUAAAAGGGGGCAUGGAAGCUGAAACUAAACAUCAUUCAAGGACAACUUCACCUCAGAGAUCUCCUGUGUCUGUAAUGGAAAUGACACUGUCAUUUAUAUAUCACUACUUGUUUUAAUUGGACUUACUAAGUACAAUACUUUGUUGCUUUAUGUCUCUUUCAUAUGCAAGUCAUGCUGUUACAUGUUUUAUUUCAUAAACUUCUGGACACUCACAUGUAUAGUUCAGAUGUAUUUAUUCCUUUAAAAUAGUUUUGACCUCUUUCUUUUGUUUGGGAAUUGUAAUUUGUUUGCAAGUAAAGGCUUCUUUCUUUGUGCCUGUCAGACAUAUUUUCUGUCUCUGCACACUGUACAGGUAGGGUUUGUUGGGUGUACUUUAAAUACCUUCAAAGGUAAUGAAGAGACACUUAAAUGCCAAAACUCUCUGCCCCUGUCUUAUCUACUGCAUGUUGAUCUUUACACAAUGUCUAAUCAUGCCAUCGAUGUGUGUGUGUGUGUGUGUGUGUGUGUGUAUGAUAAUGUGUAUAUACACCAAACCCAAAUAUAUAGCUAAAAUGAAUCGUGAAUAAAGCAAAUUUAUACUGAA